Eutrema salsugineum is the source of this 2807-nucleotide messenger RNA. RefSeq names its product NF-X1-type zinc finger protein NFXL2. The record is from RefSeq and is a predicted model, not a curated record. NCBI's taxonomy places the organism in Eukaryota, Viridiplantae, Streptophyta, Magnoliopsida, Brassicales, Brassicaceae. Gene Ontology annotation, biological process: regulation of DNA-templated transcription. Gene Ontology annotation, molecular function: RNA polymerase II transcription regulatory region sequence-specific DNA binding; zinc ion binding; DNA-binding transcription factor activity, RNA polymerase II-specific. Gene Ontology annotation, cellular component: nucleus. Bases 6 to 2663 code for a protein of 885 amino acids. The transcript is spliced from 13 exons.
GUAAGAUGUCUGAUAUGGCCGGACCCGCUAGUACCGAUUUCCGGUGGAAAUCACCGCCACAGCCACCUCCACCACCACAACAACAGAUCAUAUCCGAUUCGGAUUCGGAUUCGGGAUCCGAUUCAGAUAACCAUCAGCACCGCCACAAUGAUCUAUCCAACUCCAUCUUCAAAGCUUACCUCGAUUGCCACUCAUCUUCGUCUCCGUCCUCCAUUGACCUCGCCAAGAUCCAAUCGUUUCUCUCCUCGUCUUCCUCUGGUGCUGUCUCUUGCCUUAUCUGUCUCGAACGCAUCAAACGCACCGAUCCCACCUGGUCCUGCACUUCCUUAUGCUUCGCCGUCUUUCACCUUUUCUGCAUCCAAUCAUGGGCUCGGCAGUGCUUAGAUCUACAAGCCGCACGUGCAGUCACUCGACAGUCUUCCACUCCGACCGAACCGGACGCGGUCUGGAACUGUCCGAAAUGUAGAUCGUCGUAUCAAAAGACCGAGAUCCCGAGGCGGUACCUUUGUUACUGCGGAAAGGAGGAGGAUCCUCCGGCGGAUAACCCAUGGAUCCUUCCUCAUUCUUGCGGCGAGGUCUGCGAGCGGCCGCUGAGCAACAAUUGUGGUCACUGCUGCUUGCUAUUGUGCCAUCCUGGCCCUUGUGCCUCUUGCCCCAAGCUCGUGAAAGCUAAUUGCUUCUGCGGCGGUGUCGAAGACGUUCGUCGGUGUGGGCACAAGCUAUUCUCUUGCGGAAAAGUCUGCAACAGAGUGUUAGAUUGUGAUAUCCAUAAGUGCAGAGAGAUUUGCCAUGAUGGUGAGUGCCCACCGUGCAGGGAGCGCGCGGUUUACAGGUGCUGCUGUGGUAAACUGAAGGAAGAAAAGGAUUGCUGCGAGAGAGUGUUUAGGUGUGAGGCCUCCUGUGAAAAUAUGCUGAAUUGCGGCAAACAUGUAUGCGAGAGAGGCUGUCAUUCUGGAGAAUGUGGGUUGUGUCCAUAUCAGGGAAAGAGGAGUUGUCCUUGCGGCAAGAAAUUCUACCAAGGCUUGUCUUGUGAUGUUGCGGCGCCUUUGUGUGGCGGCACAUGUGAUAAAGUUCUUGGUUGUGGCUACCAUAGGUGUCCAGAGAGGUGUCACCGCGGUCCGUGCCUUGAGACUUGCAGGAUUGUGGUUACUAAGUCUUGCAGAUGCGGAGGAACUAAAAAACAGGUUCCUUGCCAUCAAGAGUUGGCGUGUGAGAGGAAAUGCCAGAGAAUGAGGGAUUGUGCACGUCAUGCAUGUAGACGCCGUUGUUGUGAUGGUGAAUGUCCUCCAUGUUCAGAGAUUUGUGGAAAAAAGCUUCCUUGUAGGAAUCAUAAAUGCCAGUCUCCUUGUCACCAAGGUUUAUGUGCUCCUUGUCCAAUAAUGGUAACAAUAUCAUGUGCUUGUGGUGAGACGCAUUUCGAGGUACCCUGUGGCACUGAAACAAAUCAGAAACCUCCUAGAUGCCGUAAAUUAUGUCACAUAACCCCAUUGUGCAGGCAUGGGCAAAACCAAAAGCCACAUAAAUGCCACUAUGGUGCUUGUCCUCCAUGUCGACUCCUUUGUGAUGAAGAAUAUCCAUGUGGGCACAAGUGCAAACUAAGGUGUCAUGGUCCUAGACCUCCACCUAACCGAGAAUUUAUGAUUAAACCAACAAAGAAGAUGUUGAAUUUUCAUGCUGAAUCUACACCAGGUUCUCCCUGCCCUCGUUGUCCAGAGCUUGUCUGGAGACCCUGUGUAGGCCACCAUCUGGCAGCAGAGAAAAUGAUGGUCUGCUCUGAUAGAACUCAAUUUGCAUGCGAUAAUUUAUGUGGAAAUCCUCUUCCAUGUGGGAACCAUUACUGUUCCUUUACCUGUCAUCCCUUGGAUAUAAGAAGUUCAUCAUUGGAUAAAAGAAGUGAGUCCUGUGAAAAGUGUGAUCUCCGCUGUCAAAAGGAGAGAACACCACGAUGCCAACAUCCGUGUCCUCGACGAUGCCAUCCCGAAGAUUGUCCACCUUGCAAAACUCUAGUAAAGAGAUCAUGCCACUGUGGCGCGAUGGUGCAUGCAUUCGAGUGCAUUUACUACAAUACAUUGUCCGAGAAGGACCAAACGAAGGCCCGCUCAUGCCGUGGACCUUGUCACAGAAAAUUGCCAAACUGUACGCAUCUGUGUCCGGAGAUAUGUCAUCCUGGGCAGUGCCCAUCGCCAGAAAAGUGUGGGAAAAAGGUGAUUGUUCGGUGCAAGUGCCUAACUUUGAAGAAGGAAUGGUUAUGCCAAGAUGUUCAAGCAGCCCAUCGGGCCACAGGUUCUGAUCCUAAAGAUGUACCAAAGAACCAGUUUGGUGUCGGCCUCCUCCCCUGCGAUUCCAAUUGUAAGAGCAAACUACAGAUGGCAGAAUCGGUGUUACAACAACGCAAUGUCAAAGAGAUGGAGGAGAAGGAGGAGCCUAGUGGGAAAAAUGCAACAAAGCGAAGGAGAAGGCGUGAACGGGGACAGGACAUUAAGGAGACCUCAAAGCUGCUGAAACUUGCUGUUGCCACAAAGAAGGUAGUGAUGUUGGUGAUGUUAAUUGCUGUUCUGGUCGCUGUUUCAUACUACGGUUAUAAGGGACUCUUGUGGCUUUCCGAUUGGAUGAAUGAGGUCGAAGAACAAAGACAAAAGUCUAGAAGAUACCCGCGAAUCUAAUCGUUGUUGCUUCUCAAGCUUUGAAACUGUCCAGUUACAACACAGUUAGCAUUGACACAUUUGAUAUUUUCUUUUGGUUUAUUCACCGAAACUACUUCAAAUAAGAGAUAGAGAGAGAUUUACAGUCAGUUGGUUGGUUUUACU